Molecule: messenger RNA, 1419 nt
Organism: Eimeria maxima
Lineage: Eukaryota; Apicomplexa; Conoidasida; Eucoccidiorida; Eimeriidae
Exons: 1
Coding region: 1-1419 (472 amino acids)
Source: RefSeq, a predicted model, not a curated record
AUGAGUUACGGGGGGGUUGCUGCUGCAGCAGUCCUUCUCCGGCAGAGACCCUCCGCGGGCACCAUCGAAGGUGGCGCUGCCUAUCUGCAACUGCCUCCCGUCGGUACCGACACCUGGCAUGCAGCAAGAGAAUCAGCAGCAGAAGAGUAUCCAUGGUUGCUUGGUGAUGAGGCACUUCGGUCGCUGCGUAGCCGGAAAGGGUCCCGCGACUCGCAGCGGAUGUUACGAGCUAUAGCAGCAGCAGUUAUAUUGGUUGUCUUUGUUGCCUUUGGCUGCCGCCUGUCGCGUCUUGAGAUACACAGAGGGUCUCCUGAAGGGAAUACCUUACCAGUGGAUCCAGAAGAGUUACAACAACUCCGAGAGGAGUUAGAUGAAGCGGAAGCAGCAUUAUGGGAGGAAUGGACUGGAGCGUCUGAUGCGGUUCGCAGCGCAUUUGAAAGAAAUUUUAUGCCCAAAUUGGGGGAGAAUGCUGUAGAGAUGGGUCCUUUUGGGUUGUUUCAGCAACAAGUGAUUGCAGCACAAAAGUUGCACGAGUUGCUGCAGCAUAAGCAAGACGAGCAAUCGAUGCCUGAGGGGCAUGGGGGGCAGGAACCCACAUUUGUAGAGUUGCAGAGGUGUUCCUUCCAGCUUCUUCUGGCGACAUCCUUGAUUCGCGCUGCCUCCGAGCGUCUUUCAUAUUUGAAUAAACUCGAGGCUUUGUGUGAUGAACGAGGUAUCGGUUCGGCUUUGCUGCAGCGGAAGCAGCAACCGCUGCUGCUGGAUCAAGAGCAGCAGGAGGAGGGCGUUGCGAGCAGCGGCAUGACAUUUUCCGAGUUUCUAAAGACACUCAAUGAAAGAUCAGGACGCAAGAUCGAUCUAGCAUUCGCCGGGGGAGCCCUGGGUGGGAGAGGUUCUGUAGGCCGGCUUGUGCCGCGGGAGUUAGGGGAGCAGCUGGUGGGGUUGGUGUUAGCAAUGCGCAUGCGGCGCGCGUCGGAUGCUCGAGUAUACAGUAUUCUUAGGAUGCCACUGGGCAUGUAUAUGAACAGCUUAGAUGAAGCGGAAGAGGAAUUGGGGGAAAGGGCAAGCCUAGAGAGUGUUGAACUAUAUGGGGCGGAUGAAGGAACAGAGGAAUCAUUCCCCGUGCUGCUCUUUGCUGAAUUUCUGUCGGAGUUCGAGGGGCGGCUGGAUGACGGAGGAUUGAGACAACCCGUAGACAAGCACUUAGCUUUUGUUGCUGGAGGAUGGGGGGUCGAACGCUGUUUAAAAGGGAUUGAAAACAUUCAACAGGAAGAAGACACCAGCGACGUGAAGCUGCGCAUUGAAAAAACAAAAAAAUGGGCUCAAGCGCGCAUUAUAUCCACUGCUGUUGCAGCUCCGCAGACACACCAUGCAGACGUAAGACCCUGUGGAUCCCUUUCUCUGGGCCUGUCGCUGCUGUAG